Molecule: messenger RNA, 2095 nt
Organism: Talaromyces proteolyticus
Lineage: Eukaryota; Fungi; Ascomycota; Eurotiomycetes; Eurotiales; Trichocomaceae
Product: myosin-like coiled-coil protein-domain-containing protein
Exons: 5
Coding region: 421-1770 (449 amino acids)
Molecular function (GO): syntaxin binding
Source: RefSeq, a predicted model, not a curated record
UGGAAAACCCGGCAAGAUCCUCGAGGACGCAGCUUUGUCGAAUGUCUUGAGCAAGACGAUAUUUGCUGUCCAAUCCGCACACCUCUCAGCUCCCGAACAGUGCCCACGAGAAGUAUUGCGUUCGCCAAGAGACAAAACCUCGACCGCACUUCCACGUCGGGAUCCCGAGAAACUCGAGUCGGUCUAAUUGAGCAAAAUCACAAGCUUCGCGCCCAGGGCCACUUCUCAUGACCUAGGAAAUAUACUGGAAGAGCCACUCGAUCUUAUUCUGACCGCAACUGUUUUGGUUGCGGUCCGGGCUUGGGAAUAGUGGUGUCGACAACGAACACGUCCUGACCAUAACCAGUCACACGAACACUCUCAACCCGUCUUUAUUCGAGAAAUUGAAGCCACCAGAAAUUACCACUAACGGCAACGAGUAUGGCAUCGACUACGAUGUCAAAGAAAGCCAAAGGGAAAAAAAUGGCUGAUCCAAAUGAAACAUCCAAGCUUCUCGCCGCCAAGAUCUCUCAAUUGGAGCAAGAUGCCGCAGGAGAAAAGGACCAAGAAGCUGAAAUCGAACGAGAGGUGAAAAAGGCUACCAGAGACCUGAACCAACUUUUGAACAACAUCGAAUCGCCCAUGACUCGUCUCGAGACGGUUCACAAGAAAUAUACCGAAUUACUAGCGGAUAUGAAAAAAUUGGACCGUGACUAUUCGAAGAGCAAAAAGCGAGCCGAUCAGUUGCAGAAAGAUCAGGAUAAGGGCAAAUCUGAAUUGAGCAAAACGCUUACGAUGAAGGAUAAGCUGGAAAAACUGUGUCGAGAACUCACCAAGGAAAACAAGAAAGUCAAGGAUGAGAACAAGAAACUCGAGGAAAAUGAAAGAAGGGCUCGACUGAUUGUCAACGAACGCUUAAGCUCUCUUCUUUACGACGUGCAAGAUGUUGUCGUUACGUCGCAAGAGACCCGAAAGUACGCCAAAUUGGAGGUCGAGUUGGACGAGGCUCUUCGAGCAAAGAUCAAGACCAUUUCAGAAAAAUUUGAGUUGCGUGAGCUUCAUUUCAAAAGUCUGUUGCGAAACAAAGAUGCGGAGAUUCAGAGUCUUACCGCAAGAUACGAGGAAAGGAAGCGGGCUGCAGAGACUGAGUCUACCAAAAACAACGCUCUCAAUUCUCAGGUUUCCACUUUUCAUCAAACUGAAACCGAGCUUCGCAGUCAACUCAACAUCUAUGUUGAAAAAUUCAAACAGGUUGAAGAUACAUUGAAUAAUAGCAACGAGUUGUUCCUCACCUUUCGAAAGGAGAUGGAGGAGAUGUCGAAGAAAACCAAACGUCUUGAAAAAGAAAACCUUACACUGACUCGCAAGCACGACCAAACCAAUCGCAAUAUAUUGGAGAUGGCAGAAGAACGGAAUAGAAACCAGCAAGAACUAGAAAAGACUCAGAAGAAAUGCCGCCAUCUGGAGGAACUCUGCCGUCGUAUGCAAGAACAAGGAAGAGGACACGGCGUUGGCGGUGGGGAUUCUAAUCACAUCGGCGAACAAGCUCUGACUGGCGACCUGGAAGGUGACGAAGAAGGCACGCAGAGCGACUAUGACGAUGAUGACUAUGAGGACGAAGACGACGAAGAUGAUGGUGUCAUUAGCGACGACGAGGAGUACGAAGCCAUCCGCGAACGUUUCCCCGAACAGGUUAUCGAAAAGCCAGUAUUCGGUCCACCGCCGCCCCCUGCAUUGGCUGAAGCGCGAACAAAUGGCAACAACGCUGUAGUGAAUGGUAUUACAAUGUAGUUCUCGGACAGAAUAUGGAUUCGAAGUGUUUUUGGUUUAUUCUGGAUUCAUGUCUAUCUGUUGGCAGUUCAAUCUUUCCUCUGGCAACUGUGCGUACUUGCGCUUUCGUUACUUGAGAUCAGAUCAAGACAAGGGAUUGAUAGACUAAGCUACUUGGUGGUGUCAAUUGAUAUUGUUAUAUACGUCACACGAGUCAGUCUCGGGUUGCAGUCCACACGUGAACUGGUAGUUAGGGUACCCGGGCUACUUCUGACAAUAGAAUGUACUGUAUGUUAUAUACAUCUGGAGACUUGUAGCAGCUGUUUAUAUUCAAUGUUAAGAGGAC